AUGGCCUCGAAAAAAGCUGCUCUGGCGAUGCGCCCGGCCGUCAAUGGUCUUGCGCCGCGCAUUUGGAGGGCAGAAUACGCCCAGGUCGCGAGUUACUCCACAAGAACGCGCGCGACUCCAGCCCCACGUCCCCGCAACCUCACUCGACUAUCGCAGCAGCAGGUCCGGUAUGCUUCCUCUGCAGGCGCAAACGAGCAACUGGGCAAGACGGGCCUAUACGAACUUCACAGCAAGUAUGGCGCCAAGUUUGUGCCCUUUGGCGGAUAUGCCAUGCCGGUCCAGUACAGCGACAUGAGCAUCAUCGACUCUCACAACUGGACGCGCGAGAAGGCCAGCUUGUUCGACGUUGGACACAUGGUCCAGCACCACUUUUCUGGGCCUGGCGCCGAAGCCUUCCUCGAGAGCAUCACCCCGUCGUCGCUGUCGUCGCUCCCCGUGCGCCAGUCCACGCUGUCAACACUGCUGCACUCCACCGGCGGCAUCGUCGACGACACGGUUGUCACGCGUCUCCCCGACCGCUUCUACGUCGUCACCAAUGCCGGCUGCAGGGAAAAGGACACGGCCUACUUCAAGACGCAGCUAGAGGCCUGGAAGAAUGCACACCCCGACCAGCCCGUAGAGUGGAACAUACUCGAUGGCCAAGGUCUGGUCGCCCUCCAGGGCCCGCUGUCCGCCGAGAUCCUGUCGCGCGUACUAGACGACAAGUCCAAGAAGGACCUCGAAUCGCUCUACUUCGGUCAAUGCGCCAACGCCGUCAUCAAGGGCACCGAUGCCGAAGUGCUCGUCAGCAGGGGUGGAUACACGGGUGAGGAUGGGUUCGAGAUUAGCAUUCCUGCAUAUGCCACCGAAGCCGUGACCCAGUUCCUGCUCGAUUCCGCCAAGGAUGAGUUGCGUUUCGCAGGUCUAGGAGCGCGCGACACCCUCAGACUAGAGGCGGGCAUGUGCUUGUACGGCCACGAUCUUGAUGACACGACCACACCAGUCGAGGCCGGAUUAUCUUGGAUCAUCGGUAAGGACCGCCGCGCAAAAGGCGGCUUCCACGGUGAUUCCGUCAUCUUGCAGCAACUGAAGAAGAAGUCCGAGGGCGGUGGUGUGUCACGGCGUCGUGUCGGGCUCAUUGUAGAAGGAUCGCCUGCACGAGAGGGUGCUGAGAUUGUUGACGGGGCCGGUGAGAAGAUUGGCACCAUCACUUCUGGCUGCCCUUCGCCCACCAUGAAGAAGAAUAUCUCGAUGGGUUAUGUCAAGGACGGUAUGCACAAGGCAGGAACUGAAGUUGAGGUCAUUGUGCGUGGCAGGAAGAGGAAGGCUGUCGUGACUAAGAUGCCCUUCAUUCCCAGUAAAUACUACAAGCAACCAGCGAACAUCAAGGCAUAG
Molecule: messenger RNA, 1374 nt
Organism: Alternaria novae-zelandiae
Lineage: Eukaryota; Fungi; Ascomycota; Dothideomycetes; Pleosporales; Pleosporaceae
Exons: 2
Coding region: 1-1374 (457 amino acids)
Biological process (GO): glycine catabolic process
Cellular component (GO): mitochondrion
Molecular function (GO): aminomethyltransferase activity; protein binding
Source: RefSeq, a predicted model, not a curated record